Homalodisca vitripennis (glassy-winged sharpshooter) is the source of this 2750-nucleotide messenger RNA. RefSeq lists its product as uncharacterized. The transcript is spliced from 7 exons. The record is from RefSeq and is a predicted model, not a curated record. Lineage: Eukaryota; Metazoa; Arthropoda; Insecta; Hemiptera; Cicadellidae. The coding region runs from base 270 to 1571 and encodes 433 amino acids.
GAGCUAACCUUGCCUCUAGACCGGAGUCAGUCCUGUCCCGGCUGCGUUCGCCGCAGGUUGUCUGUAAGCUCAGUGUCUUGUUUGACGACUUCGUGUCUUCGGCUCACUUUGACUAACUAUCUGAACUGUUUAUAAAAUUGUUAAAGACAUGUGUGGUUUUUUCUCGUAAUGGUUUUCAUAUAAAUUUUAACCGCUUAAUAAUGAUUUUCAACAUUUAAUGCAAGUAGACCUUUUUUUAAGUUUCGUGUCGAACUUUUGAAAUCGUAAUCAUGCAUAAGCUGUGGACUAUCUUCACUUUGCUCCAUUUACGCGGGAUGAUCUGCGAGGCUGAGGAGGAGGUGGGGUCUCCCCUAAGGGUCGCCCAGUGCAGAGCGAAGUGCAUCUUUAGUUUUGGAAAGGCUGCAGCAGGUUUCGAUUCGUGCAUCAGAGAAACUGACUGUUUUAUGUGUUGGGAGAAGUGCCAACUGCUUGAGUCCAAUUUCGUCGUGUGGGGCGCCGUCUGCUCAAAAUCCGCUCUGUGUUCCAGCGGGUGCCAGCUCGCCUGUCAAUUCCACCGAGAAGGUUCGCCACAGCGGGUGCCUGUGCUGGUGACCCAAGGGCAGCAGGUCAUCUCGCAGACCGGCCCCCAGGUCAGUUGGCCGCGGCCCGCGCAGCACGGUGCGCCCUUCAUAUACGUGCUGAUGCGUCAGGCAGCGGGACAGCCGUGGCGUCAGCUGCUGCAGACAAUGGAGCUGACCGCUAGAGUACCCGAGGUCACCUCGGGCAGUCUGCGGGUGCUUGUGGUGGGUCGCGAGGGUCUAGUGACCAUCUACAGCCCUACCUCCACUCUCUCUGCUGCUGAGGAGGUGCUGAGGCAGGUCAGCAAAGAGGCGCUUCUGGCUCUGCGUCUCCCCAGUCCUGGCAGCAACAGAAUCAACACCCAGCUCUUUUCUGAGCCUUCACAGAACCCUCUGGACAUGUUGAAGGAUGUCGAGCAGGGUUGGAAUUUGCGUCAACUGUCUCUGAUACACCAGAAGGUGCUGGUGAUCGCGGAGAUCGCAUGGAACCCCCAACCUACUGUGAAAACACCGGCCGUGUACUUCGUCACCUGGGAAGUGGACGGGGGCGGCCUGAGGGGUAACUUGUUCACGGACUCUACUUCUGUCACUCUGUCUCUCUGGCCUGAUACCAUCUACCACAUCCAGGUGGAGGUUGUGAGACACGACUGGAAGCACGGCGCGAGUGGACAGAGUGAGGAGCUGGUGCUGGACACACACACGGUCCGGUCCCACGAGCCUCUCCUGCAGACCGACUCUACCGUGGCUAUCCGUCCUCCAGCGUCGCCUGUCCCUCAUCCUCACCUCACCGUGCUAGCGGGCGUCACUGCCUCCCUGGUGACUUUUCUCCUGGUCCUCGCGCUGUUCGCGUGGCGAUGGUGGGGCUGCGGUCCUCCCGCCAAACAUCUCGACCUGCCCACAGCCACUGUCGAGCCCUCACACAUAUACAGAGUAUACCCUCCUGCAGUGAGGCUAGACUCGCCAUUGAAGCCUUCCACCGAGCCCAUCCCCUCAGUUUGCGGGCACACCUCGUGAUGUUAGACCGCCACAAUGUCAGCUGUACAUACCACAUAGUUCCUACUGCAAUGUACAUUACUUCACCUGCGACUCGCGGUCGUACACAGUUUAGCUGUUUUAUGUACGAAUAAUAAUAUUUCAUUUAGCUUCUUAAAUGUUAACUACUCAUUCCUUAAUCGCCUUCAGUAUGAUAUGCAAAUUCUUGGAACUACCUGACUAUGCAAGCAUAUGUACAAACUGAAUAUACAUGCAAUAAAUAUGUGGACUUGAUGUAAAUGGCCGGAUUCUGUAUGAUAUAAUUAUUCAUUGUUCAAUGAUUCAGAGUGUGAAAUGUCAUAUAACUUACUACAUUUUUGUCUAAAAUGUUUGUUCGCAUUAAUGCAGUUUUAAUGUUUCCCUGAUGGAUCUUUUAUCGUAUUAUUAUACUUUACAGUUUAUGUGUUUUAUAUAAGUAAGUAAAUGUUAUCUAUUAAAAAACAAUAUCUUAAGUACUAUUUAUACAGAUUACAAAAUAAUAUUGAGUUUGAAGUCACAUUAUUGGCUCAGAAUUCAGUUUAAACUUCCACUACUAUUUUGUAUCGAACCCACAAGUAUAGAGACCAUACUUUUCAAACCAUUUAGGAAUUGGAUAUACAUACACAUUAGUUAUACAUAGCUCUAUACAUGUUCCUAUUGACUUGUUUAUUAGUAAAAAAAUUAGUCCUAUGAAUAAUAUAUCUGAGCCAUUAAUGACAUAAAAUUACUCAUCAGUCAAUUAUGUUUUAUAUUAAAACUUGUGAUUCUGUAAUAAAAUUAUAUGUUUAAUUAUAAAGAAAUGUUUAGUGAAUAAAAAUCGCAAAAUUAUGUUUGAAUUAAAAGAAAACAACCAUUAAUUUACUUAUUUUAAGUGUUAGGUGUAAAUAUUUAAAUACUUGAAAUGUACUUUUAUUUUGAGUCUCCUUUUGUUAUACCCAAAAUAUGAAAAUAUGGAACUCAGAGUGUAACAUAAUUAAGUAAUGUAAAGUAAUUAGGUGUAUCUCGAUUUUGGAGAUUCUCGUCCUCCUAGUCAUGACCCAAGACUGAGUCUCAUUGCUGUCUGUAGAAAGUUAUGUAUACAAGUACAUGUAAGAGCUUCAUUAUCUGUAUCCUAUUGUAAAUAGCUAAUUUGUAAUAAUGUUUAAUGUCAGUGUAAAUAUAUGUCUAUGAUUUCUUUUGUAA